UGUUUAUGAGGUGUUGUGGUGAUGUACGUACCUGAGGUGAUGACCCCCACUCAAUGACGGAGACAUCAGCUGUGUUGGUGACGCUGUUUGUGUGGCUCAGCAUCAUCGCCACACCCUUCUCAGAGUGCAGCAGCAGGACCAGAACCAGCAGCAGCCCAGGCAGCAGCAGAAGCAGCAGCAGCAUGAUGCGAGUCGCUCUGCUAGUUUUGGCUCUCACAGCAGUCUGCAAUGGCAUCCUCCCUGAGAUAGUGGACUCAGGCAUCAGUCACAUGCUGGAGGAUAAUUCCGAGCAGAGACAAACGGAGCUGGACCGCAUGUUUGUGGAAGUGGAGCAACUGCAAGAGGAGCCGCAGCAGAAGCCCGAGGACGCGUUUCACCAAAGGAACAACGACAGCGCCAGUCCUCAUCCCAAUAACCUUCCUCCAAGUCAACACAAUGAAACAGCCCCUGAUAAAGUGACUGACAGUGAAUCUGUCCACACCUCAUCAGACGUGGAGACAAACAACAUUACCACAGGCGACCAGUACAGUGACCUGGGCAACGACAUUGAUCAUGGAUGUGUGACUGCUAAAGACUGUGGGAAGGCAAAGUACUGUCUUUAUAACACGCACACCUCCAGGUGUCUGCCUUGCAAAGCUACUGAUGUGUCCUGUACUAAGGAUGAGGAGUGCUGUGGUGAACAGCUGUGUGUAUGGGGUCAGUGCACUCAAAAUGCCACGAAAGGAGAGCCUGGCAGCACUUGUCAAUACCAGACAGACUGCAGCACAGACCUCUGCUGUGCUUUCCAUAAAGCCCUGCUCUUCCCCGUCUGCUCGGCCAAGCCUAUUGAGCGCGAGCGCUGCUUUGGUGAGUCCAACCACCUCAUAGAGCUGUUGUCCUGGGACUCCCAGGAUGAGGGCCCCAGGAAACAUUGCCCCUGUGCGGGAGAUCUCCACUGCCAGCACCUGGGACGAGGAUCCAUGUGCCUUAAAGGAGAGGAUUCAAGUGAAGAGGACCUGACAGACACUCUAUACUCAGAGAUAGACUACAUCAUCUAGACACAGCAUGAUCUGAUUAUAAACAGCUAGACAGGGGUCUCCACUGACUCCAGAGCUUUGUUUGCAAAGAGCCAUAGCACUUUCUGUUUGACAGCUUAAUCCAAAGUGGCAAAAGCAUGUAAAAUGGAUGAAAAUAUAUUUAUUUUAUUUGCUCUGUGACCUGUGCAACCUUAGAGGUUUCCAAAAAUGCAGAUAUAAAAGUCACUAACAGAAAACAGGAAACGCUAUAUUUGUAAAGUCCUGUGCUGAUACGUAUCACUGGUUUCUUGACUCUUUGCUGCAACUCUAUAUUGUGCUAAAAUUCUAACACGUAUCUAAUGCUAACCCUUAUCUAAAUUAAUAGUAACACAAUGAAUCCAACUCUAGACACUGAAUAUCUGUAGUAUACUCACCUCACCUUAAAUUUGUGAGACCAAAAUAGCUAAAUGUUUUCUUUGAACCAUCCAAUACUGCAUUUACUGUGAACAAGGAAGAAAAAGAAACUAGAUACAAUCAUGCUUCAUGUACUGAGAAGCAGGCAAUAAUAAAUUAUAUUUGGGCUUCUGAGAAUCACUCCCCUCAACAUUACAGCUAUAUUCAUCCACAGGACUGCAACACUACCAUGAGACGUCAGCUGAACAUGCUCAGUUUUUUUCUAUUUCUGGUAAAGGCCUCUGUUAACAUGUAAAUAGUUGCUGCUCACAACUACAACAGUUGGUCUUAUUUCCGUCUAGGAAGCUAAUUUGCUUCCUUAUACAUGUCUGAUAAAACCAAAGUGUGUUUAAGAGUAAAUCAAAUUCUAGCUGCUUCAGUAUCCUAAAGUUGUUUAUAACGAAGCUUUUCGUUUCCUCUGCACUUGCCUUUGUUUGUCCUGAGAAAAUGUUUUGGCAAACUUUGCUGCUUGAUCCUAGCAAUAUCUGCUCUGCUGCCAAGAUCCUCGUGUUGCUUUGUUCCACAGAGGUGCUGUUUGUUUUUGCCAAGACCGAGGCCUCAGCAAUUUUAUGGCUCAGAGAUGACAUGUUAUUGUAUGCAUGACGAGAGGAAACACAUGCCAUGUUGAGAUUAUUCUGUCUAUAUUGUUUGUAUGUAUAUAUAUUUAUCAUGUGUGAUGUUUUUCUGUUAUAUACAUCCCUCAGCUUGAUUGUUAAUAACUCCUUUUGAUUAGUUUGAUGAUUGAGGUACACAAAGGUCGCUGGUAAGGUUUUGUGUCAGGGUCGGUUCAGUAGAGUUACAGGAUAGUAACUGCUGGCUGUUGAGACACAUUGUGCUGAAUGUUCGAGCCAAAAUGUGUGUCUGAAAUGAUGACUCUUUAUACUGUCAGGUUAGGCGCAAAGAGAAGGUUGUGCAGCAAUGGAAAAAAAAAAAGAUUUCCCAGCUUUAGGAACACAUAAUGCAAUUACCUAUAGCCAUAUAAUGAAUCUGAUGAAACCGUUGAGUAUUAAUGAGGUGCUAAUUCUACUAAUGAUUAUUUCUAGGUCUAUGUUCAACGUAUCCCCAAAAUUAAGUGUCACAAAGAUUGGAUUGGUUACAAAGCAACUGGACUGCUUAAGACUGUACUGGUGCACCUAAUAAACCGGUAACUGCAUUUUAACUGCGGUUUGGCCAACAAAAAUAGUCUUCAAUAACCUAUUUUUUCCCCCCCUUCACCUUGAGUGUCCUCCUGUAAACUUUAAAUAGUAAUCUGUGGAGAGGUCGGUUGGGGAUGGUCCUGUAGCAAACAUUUAAAGGCCCUGCACACUCACACAGUGAGUCAGAUCAGACCACACUCACUGAGCCACCACCAGACCAGAGGACUAAUUAGCCAGGCAACACCUGGCACCUCCGUGUACUCAGGUUUCCACCACCUUGAAAACAAUGUUAGGUAAAAUGUUCUGUCACUGUCUUUGACUGGAUGGGUUCAUUGCAGGGAAUGAAUUUCGUUGUACUGUGUAUGAUUAUGUACUUGAUUUGAUUUAAUCUUGGAGCUAUAAUCAUUGUGUUUAUCAGCCCAGCUGUUGUCCACACUUGCAGCUCUGGUUUUUGUUGUGGUCCAAAAACAUUACUUAUUAAAAACAAUACGAAAAGUUUUUCCAUGUUAUCUUUCAGGUACAGAAAUGGGACGAUUUCAACAUCUAGGCUAGAGGGUGCAAUACUAAUGCAAGUGAUACCUGAUGUAUGUGUGAAUGCAUAAACUUGUCAAACUGUCAAAUAUAACCUCUGCACUGUUAAGCACUUGAAACCUGAUAUGCAGCUUAUACAACUUCUGCCUUUGGAAAAAUAAAAAGUUUUUGUUAAGCACCAAA
This is a messenger RNA of Larimichthys crocea (large yellow croaker), 3298 nucleotides long. It is a transcript of the gene dkk3a, whose product is annotated as dickkopf WNT signaling pathway inhibitor 3a. Gene Ontology annotation, cellular component: extracellular region. The coding region runs from base 54 to 1037 and encodes 327 amino acids. The transcript has 7 exons. Gene Ontology annotation, molecular function: receptor antagonist activity; co-receptor binding. The record is from RefSeq and is a predicted model, not a curated record. NCBI's taxonomy places the organism in Eukaryota, Metazoa, Chordata, Actinopteri, Sciaenidae. Gene Ontology annotation, biological process: multicellular organism development; negative regulation of canonical Wnt signaling pathway.